AUGAAUGGGACAAUUAACGCUCAGAAGUCCCUGGUCCUGGCUCAGUGCGAUCCAGCCAAACUGCACAUCUCUCAGAGCCUCAGUUUCCCCAAUUACUGCUGCGACGACCCGCACAGCUUCUUCCCCUACGAGCACAGCUACAUGUGGUGGCUCAGCAUUGGUGCUCUUGUGGGCCUGUCCAUAGCAGCGGUGGUCCUCCUGGCCUUCGUUGUCACCGCCUGUGUGCUCUGUUACCUGUUCAUCAGCUCAAAGCCUCACACAAAGUUGGACCCAGGUUUAAGCUUACAGACUACAGAACCCGAGGAAAUGUCCCCUGACUGCCAAGAUGGGAAUACAGGCAAGUUCGUGGAGAUACCAGGAGUGAAUUCUCUAAGGCAGAGUCACCCCUUCCUGAACUCACGGCUGGACUGCAAUGAGGAGCAGGCGACGGACCCCAAACACCUCUUCCAGUACUGCUUCAUGGCCACAGUGACUACCAGUGACAUUCCAGGCAGCCCUGAGGAGGCCCUUGUCCCCAAUCUAAUCGCACAUGGACCAGACCCAUAGAUAUCCAAUAAAUUUCUCUACACCAUC
This is a messenger RNA of Myotis davidii, 573 nucleotides long. It is a transcript of the gene SHISAL2A, whose product is annotated as family with sequence similarity 159 member A. NCBI's taxonomy places the organism in Eukaryota, Metazoa, Chordata, Mammalia, Chiroptera, Vespertilionidae. The coding region runs from base 1 to 546 and encodes 181 amino acids. The record is from RefSeq and is a predicted model, not a curated record. The transcript is spliced from 4 exons.